Messenger RNA from Aspergillus bombycis, 876 nucleotides. Its product is annotated as tRNA splicing endonuclease subunit SEN34. NCBI's taxonomy places the organism in Eukaryota, Fungi, Ascomycota, Eurotiomycetes, Eurotiales, Aspergillaceae. Gene Ontology annotation, biological process: tRNA-type intron splice site recognition and cleavage; tRNA splicing, via endonucleolytic cleavage and ligation. The transcript has 2 exons. Bases 1 to 876 code for a protein of 291 amino acids. The record is from RefSeq and is a predicted model, not a curated record. Gene Ontology annotation, molecular function: nucleic acid binding; tRNA-intron lyase activity. Gene Ontology annotation, cellular component: tRNA-intron endonuclease complex.
AUGGCUACGGAGCCCACCCUCCCCAUCCCGAUCUCGUAUAUCGCGGGUAACUACUAUCUUUUCUCUAUUGAUGCCGUUACGUAUUUGAGACGGGAACAUCACAUCUGUGGUGUCCUGAUUGGCACUCUGCCGCAAAUCCCACAACAAAAUGUCUUCCUGGGAUUGCCGCUGGAGCUGAUGCCGGAGGAGGCGAGGCUGCUGGUGGAGAAAGAUCGCAAGACGUAUCUCCGUGAGCUAGAAUCCCAAGGCCUUCAAGCUAUGCGGCUGCAAGCCAGUCGGAAGGAGCAACAGAGAGAGAAAUCGUUAAAGAAAUUAGAAGAAAAGAAAGCAAAAGCUGCCAAAUCAAAGAAAUCCUCUGAGGAUCCUGAACCUGCACCUGCUGUCGCUGAUGGGCCUAAGGAUGACCCAUUGGUCGACCUCUUCGCAGACAGUCAACCGUCAAGUCAUAGUCAAACCACCUCUCGACGUACCUCCACGACUGUCGCCCCCGAGAAUGCCAUGGGCAUCACGCCCGCAACGGCUCGUCCGCCUCUCCCAGCUGAGCCCUCUGCCGAGCAGCUGCUGCCGAUGCCUCAGGUUCCCUCGUCUUAUCCUUUGUUUGCUCAUCUUCAUGCCGAGGGUUAUUUCCUGUCCCCGGGUCUUCGAUUUGGCUGCCAGUAUCUUGCCUAUCCGGGUGAUCCCUUACGAUUCCACUCUCAUUUCUUGGUUGUCUCUGCCGAAUGGGACGAAGAGGUCGAUUUGAUGGACAUCAUCGCCGGAGGUCGACUGGGUACUGGUGUGAAGAAGGCAUUUAUGAUUGGAGGUGCUGAGAAGAAGGAGAACACUGCCGAUGAAGAGAGUGUGAGAACUUUCAGCAUUGAGUGGGCAGGAAUGUGA